AUGGCUGCCAAGGCCGGUGUCCUGCUUGUCCUCGCCGCCCUAAUCUCCUGCCAUGCUCUCACGGGCAACGCGCAGCAGAUAGGUGGCACCUGUCACCUGUCGGACAUCAAGGUCUCGCAGGAGAAGACGGGGAAGGUCGUGCAGGGGCAGCCGGAGUACCGGGUGACCUUCGAGAACCUGUGCGAGUGCCCGCAGGACUACGUCGACGUGCGCUGCAACCGCCUGCCCAGCGUCGAGCCCAUCGACAGCAAGCAGAUCAAGGUGAUGGAUGAGCUCUGCAUGCUCGCCACGACCCUGUUCAAGGGGUCCAACAUCUCCUUCACCUACGCUUGGAAGACGCCGCAGGACUUCACCGUUGUCAAAGCAACUUCGCGGUGCGGCGAGGGGAUGGGUCGAAGGGUCUAG
Messenger RNA from Panicum hallii, 405 nucleotides. RefSeq lists its product as uncharacterized. Bases 1 to 405 code for a protein of 134 amino acids. Gene Ontology annotation, biological process: cell fate determination. The transcript has a single exon. The record is from RefSeq and is a predicted model, not a curated record. Lineage: Eukaryota; Viridiplantae; Streptophyta; Magnoliopsida; Poales; Poaceae.